Messenger RNA from Balaenoptera musculus (blue whale), 7402 nucleotides. It is a transcript of the gene SPATA13, whose product is annotated as spermatogenesis associated 13. The transcript is spliced from 14 exons. Gene Ontology annotation, molecular function: guanyl-nucleotide exchange factor activity; protein binding. Bases 781 to 4398 code for a protein of 1205 amino acids. Lineage: Eukaryota; Metazoa; Chordata; Mammalia; Artiodactyla; Balaenopteridae. The record is from RefSeq and is a predicted model, not a curated record.
UGAAUGACUGAUUUUGAAGAAGUAUGUGGUAUCUGUGCUCACUGAGAAUGACUGAUUUUGAGAAAUCAGUGUUAAACUCCUUUGAAUGUUGAAAUUCCCAACAGAAAAUCCUCUGGGAAGAAUUUUUGGUUCUACCCAAACCCAAGUAGUCAGACUGCUUUUGUCCUGAAACCCAAAUGAUGCAGCUGAACAGAACCGCCCCUGUUGACUGGGUCACAGGUGGGCCCAGCUGUCACCUGUCCACACACCCACUGCCUGGUCCCAAGCAAGCACCCUCCCACGUAUGGGAAAGAGGGGGAAACAUACAGAUAGGGCCAGCCGCAUUGCCAAGAUGAUCACAUUCUCAUUGUUGUUGCUAGUUUGGGUUUUUCUGGAGUGUAUAUUUAACUUGUUGAUUUUUUUUCUCUCUGAUGUGUAAUUGUUGUUAUACAUUAACUUAAUGCCAGGCAGCAGCAUGAACCUACAAAUCACACUGGUGGGUUUUUGUGUUCUGUGCAGGACAAAGUUCAAAGCUCUGAUAAUUUCAUGGUCUGAGCUCUCCUGCUGAGCGACCAGGACCUAAAAUAAAUUCAUCCCUACUGUGGUGUGACCUCGGUGGUGGCCUUUUGAAGACUUGGAAAGGCGGUGACCACGACCGCGGAGCCCGAUGUGCACGGCAGGCGGGAAGGCCAGGCCGGCGGCCUCGGGGAGGAAGGCGUGCGCGCGGAGCCGGGGGACACGGAGGCGCGCGUGGGUCUGAACCGCGCUGCCCUGUGCCCGUGGGCUCCCGGCCGCCAGACCAUGACCACGGCCCAGAACGGCCACGGGCGCAGAGCUGCGGUCCCCGGUCCCAUCUCUGAUCCCAAAGACCCCGGCAUGGUGACCUACCCGGCGUGUCGCCACGGCGGCUGCGGCGGCGCGGGCGCCCGGGAGGCGCGGCUCAGCCCGGCCCGCCUCCUGCGCCUCUUCUCCGCCGGCGCGAACAGGACGCGCGCCGACCCCGAGCGGCCCCGGCCCGCCGGCCUCGUGGGCAGCUCCUCCACGUGGAACGCCCUGGCCUCCUUCCGGAAAAUGGGGUCUUUCAAAAAACUGAAGACCUCGGUCCUCCAGGGAAUUCAGAACCGGGAGGGAUGGGACGCCGCCAAAGAGGGGGCCGAGGAACGCGACCUGGGCAAGGCGGUCCCCAACGGCGCGGCGGCCGGAGCCCCCGCGGGCCGGUGCUCCCCGGGGCCGGGCUUCGCGUCCGACGGCUCGGACCCCGAGGAGCCCGACGACGGCUUCGCGCGCGGCGCCCUCCGGUCCCGCAGCAUCCGCCGCGCCUACGGCCUGGGGCGCAUUCGCCUCCUGGACCCGGAGCCGCCCGCCCCGGAGCCCGCGGCGCGCGAGGCCCCGGCGCGGGAGCCCGAGAGGAACGGCUUCUGCAGGCGGAGCAAGAGUACGGACAGCCUGACCUUCCUCAAGAAGAGCUCCUUCCGGCGGAAGUCGGCCUCGCACCUGGCCGAGCUGCGGCGCGCGCCCGAGAGCCGGGGCCCGCGGAGGACGCUGAGCGGCUCGUCCGCCGACUCCGACAGCUCCGGCGGGGCCCCCGCGGGGCCCAGGCGCUGCAGGAGCCCGCUGCGGGCCCCGGACCUGGCCCGGGUGCUGCGGCUCGUGGGCGGCGGCGCGGCCGGCCGGCUGGGGGACCCCGGGGGCGCCCCGCCCGGGCCGCGGCCGUACAGCCGGCUGCACGACGACUACUCCCGCCGCGCGGUCGCCGGCCCCGAGCGCGGGCGGAGGGGCGCGGAGCCCCCGGACCCCGGCCUGGCGGGUGCUGGGGGCUCGGCCCGGGACGCGGCUGCCGGAGGUGCCGCUCCUCGCGCCCCCGGCUCUUCCUCCGGGCCCGCGGCCCGGGAGGUGUCGGACAGAGGCUCCAAGGAACCGGGCCCUGGCGACCGGUCUCCCCUGGAGCCCGAGCCUCCUCUCGGCCCUGCGAGGCCCACCACGCCCAAGCCCCCCAGCCCUCGGAGCCCCGACGCAGCCCCUGCCAAGUGUCCCAACAGUGUCAGCGCGCUGUCCCUGAGUUCAGUGGACAGCGAGGAAAGGGCAGAGGGGCCCGUCCAGAGGGAGCAAGGUCCCGGGUCCUUCCAGGAUGCGCUGCAAACCGCCUGUGACCUGGGCAGUGAGAACAGCGGCGCCGGCAGCCACCCGCAGCAGAGCCUCGGAGGGGCGAACUGUCCAGAAGAAAAGACGGAGGAGGUUGUGACCGAGGGGUCCUGGAGGCGGACCUCCGCACCAGAGGAAGAGAGGCCGGAGGCUCAGAGGGUCCCCAGGAGGAGAUGCGCACCCGGGAGGAGGCCGAGGCCCCGACCACUCUCUGACUACGGCCAGCCGGUCAGCCUAAGUCUGUCCAUCCCUGAAGACUCGAUCGCCGUAGACCCCCAGAAAGAGGACACUGAGGACGGUGACCACCAGCCCAACGGGGCCCCCAUCGACCCUGCAGACCAGACCCCUGCUGGGGGCUGCCCCCGGGGGGCGCCGAGAAGACGCCCCAUCUCCGUGAUCGGCGGGGUCGGCUUCUAUGGGAGCAGCCAGGCGGAGGAGGGGGAGGCCAUUCUGCCCCAACCGGCUGCCCGGCCGCCCGUGCCCGCGCACCAGGUGCCGCCCUACCGCGCGGUGUCGGCCCGGCUGCGGCCGUGCGCCUUCUCCCAGAGCACCCCCAUCGGGCUGGACCGCGUGGGACGCCGGCGGCUCAUGAGAGCAUCCAACAUUUCUUCUGAUGGCGGUGCGGAGCCGUCUGCCCUAGCGGAUGACAAUGGCAGCGAGGAGGACUACAGCUAUGAAGACCUCUGUCGGGCCAGCCCCCGGUACCUGCAGCCGGGCGGGGAGCAGCUGGCCAUCAACGAGCUGAUCAGCGAUGGCAGCGUGGUCUGCGCCGAGGCCCUGUGGGACCACGUGACCAUGGAUGAGCAGGAGCUGGGCUUCAAGGCCGGCGACGUCAUCCAGGUCCUGGAAGCUUCCCACAAGGACUGGUGGUGGGGCCGCAGCGCGGACAGGGAGGCCUGGUUCCCCGCCAGCUUCGUCCGACUGCGGGUCAAUCAGGAGGAGCUCUCGGAGGGCGCCAGCGGCAGCCCGGGCGAGGAGCCGGCGGAGGACGCGGGCCGGGGCCGCCACAAGCACCCUGAGAGCAAGCGGCAGAUGCGGACCAACGUCAUCCAGGAGAUCAUGGACACCGAGCGGGUGUACAUCAAGCACCUCCGGGACAUCUGCGAGGGCUACAUUCGACAGUGCCGCAAGCACACGGCGAUGUUCACGGUCGCACAGCUCGCCACCAUUUUUGGAAACAUUGAAGAUAUUUACAAAUUCCAAAGAAAGUUCCUGAAAGACCUUGAGAAACAGUACAAUAAAGAGGAGCCUCACCUGAGUGAAAUAGGGUCCUGCUUUCUUCAACACCAAGAGGGCUUCGCCAUCUACUCCGAGUACUGCAACAACCACCCGGGCGCCUGCGCCGAGCUGGCGGGCCUGAUGAAGCAGGGCCGCUACCGACACUUCUUCGAGGCCUGCCGGCUGCUGCAGCAGAUGAUCGACAUCGCCAUUGACGGCUUCCUGCUGACGCCCGUGCAGAAGAUCUGCAAGUACCCGCUGCAGCUGGCCGAGCUGCUCAAGUACACCACUCAGGAGCACAGCGAUUACAGCAACAUAAAGGCAGCGUACGAGGCCAUGAAGAACGUCGCCUGUCUGAUCAAUGAGCGAAAACGCAAGCUGGAAAGCAUAGACAAGAUAGCACGGUGGCAGGUGUCCAUCGUGGGCUGGGAGGGCCAGGACAUCCUCGAGCGCAGCUCGGAGCUGAUCCACUCCGGGGAGCUGACCAGGGUCACCCGGCAGGGCAAGAGCCAGCAGCGGACGUUCUUCCUGUUUGACCACCAGCUGGUGGCCUGCAAGAAGGACCUGCUGCGGAGGGACGUGCUCUACUACCGCGGCCGCACGGACAUGGACGCCGUGGAACUCGUGGACCUGGAGGACGGCCGCGACGGUGCCCGCACCCUUGGCGUCAGAAACGCCUUCAAGCUGGUCAGCAGGACGGGUGACGAGGCGCACCUGUUCUGUGCCAAGAAGCCUGAGGACAAGGUGCGGUGGCUGCAGGCCUGCAGGGACGAGCGCAGGCGGGUGCAGGAGGACCGGGCGAUGGGAAUGGAAAUUUCAGAAAAUCAGAAGAAACUCGCCAUGUUAAAUGCUCAAAAGGCAGGACACGGAAAGUCAAAAGGCUACGGCGGAGGAUGCCCUUCGGCCCCCCCGCUCCAGAGCCUGCGGCCGGUCCACCAGCGCCACGUCACCGUGCCCGCCAGCCUGCCGCAGCAGCAGGUGUUCGCGCUGGCGGAGCCCAAGAGGAAGCCGUCGCUGUUCUGGCACACCUUCAACAAGCUCACCCCCUUCAGGAAGUGACGCGGGGGGCCGGGGAGGGGGGCGCCGUGCCCCUCCUGGGCCCCAUCCAAGGAGUCUACUCCGCACGGGGCAUGGGGAUCCGGUGCUGAAAACCUCCCCUGGGGACGCGGUGAGGAGACCUGGCCUCGCCGGCGGUCGCAGAGGCCCAGCUGCCUUCUCGGGAGGGAGGGGGGCAUGACGCACAGCUCCAGUGUCGCCUGGGCCGCUCCCCGCCGCCGUGAGCCUACCGAGGCGGCCGCCGCCGGGGAACCGGGGUGGGCUCUGGAGAUGCUGGGCGGGGAGCCGGGAGCAUGGCCGAGGAUGAGCUGCGGUCCACGUCCCGGGCGGGGCUCCCCGAGGAGGAGAGGCGGGGCCACUUUGCCUUCGGUCUUGAAGGGGAGGGGAGCGCCGGGGUCAGGGGGUGGCGGGCGGUGACCGCAGCCCCGUCGGGGCCCUGGGGUCCCCUGGCGUCUUCCGCAUUCACGCAGUCGCCAGAUGGUGGGCGGGCCUCUCCCGCAGGCUCCUGCGCACGUGGUCCGGGGCCCGCGGUGCACAGAGACCCACGCGCUCCCAAGACGCCGUUGCUUUCGCGGGGCAGAGAGCCAGCUGCUGGCUUUGUACGCUUGUCCCCGCCCGCGUGCCACUCCCCGAGCAGAAACCUGAGAAACUUCACGCACGUGCACUUCCAGUAGGAAAACCCAUUUCCUGUAGUUUGAUGACGAAGUGAACGUGCAGACCUCCCAGCUGAAACGUGUCCUUAAAAGAGCGUCCGCGUGCCUGUUCCUCCCUCUGCCUCCGUCCUCGCCGGUCAAGUGACAGUGACACGUACCUUCUUCCACUGAAAACCAGAGGCUCCAGGGUCCUGCUUCCUCCAUGUUUGAAGCCGACUUUGUCCCACAGCCCCGAGCAGUAGUGUCCGCCGUGCCAUGAUUAGCAUGUCGACAGGUUUCUGAAGAUCGGUUCCGUAUGGAAGAGACCUCACGAAAUAGACCCAGACUCAGAGACAGCAGCCUUCUCUAGCGAAAGCCACGCGGCAGACGCCGGUCAGCGGCAACCUCCUUGCCGUUUCUAGAUGGUAAAUUCUGAUGAAAACGGCUUUUAAACGUGCCGGGAGGAAACAGGCUCUGCCAGAGAGUCACCCUUCCAUUGACCUCAUGCACCGGGCGGGGGUCCUGUUACAUGUCUUGUGGUUUUCUACUCGGGAAUCUCUUCUUGGUGUUGAAACCUCGAAAGUUCUCUUUUCUACCCAGUUCCUGCUUGAGAAUAAACACACCUGUACGGUCCUAACAGAGGGGACACCUGAGACUCCAGCUUCCCAACAGAGGGACAGGAAGCACGGACACCAGGGCACGUGGUGACAGUCCCUUGGUCAGAUGUCCAUCCUAGGUGGCUCCUGCUUGGAUUUCCAGGUGAUUUGAAAACUGCUAAAGUGCGUUUACAAGGAUAGAACGUCCUUUGUCCUCUUUAAAUUUGUGUGUCUAGCUUGGGUUUAUUAGCAAAUGCCUGCGUUCUCUACAGAAUAGAUGGCUCGGUGUUCUGUUUUUACAUUUGCCGAACUUCCUUCUUGAUUUCUCACAUGUUCCACUUGGAGAGAAAAAGAGAAAAAACGAAAAGCCCCCUGUACAGGUUGUGUAUGAAUUUCACUGGGAAUCUCGCUUUCUCUGUCUUUUUCUCUUUUUAACACUACACUGCGUGAUAUCGGUGGACCGCCCCCCCGCCCCCCCCCAAAAAGAUGGCAUAACAUUUUGAUGAAUUUCAUUUACCCUAUCAUGUUUCAGAGUUUGCCAACUCUGUUGAAAGACCUUUGAAAUGGCCUGAGGUCCAAAGCAGCCUUCUCGGUUUUUGAUGAUGCCUAACAUGUAUAACAGCCUUGCAGUAGAUUGUAAGCAAUCGUACAACAGAAUACCUGUGAAGUCCUGGAGAAAUGGCAUUCUUUGUCUUUGGCCUGCAAACUGGAAGAAGAGUGGCAGGGAUUUGCCAGGGCUUUCCUGGGACACCUUCUGUGUCUCUUGCUCUCGGUACAUCUGAUCUCUUCCCACCCCCCUGCCGUAGACCUGAUUUUGUAGUUGAAAACAUUUCACCCCCAUCUCCACGCUCCUUCUGAAUAUCGUCGUGCCUUUUUAUUCAUAAUACAAAGACUGAGCUCCAUGCCUGUUCAGAAAAUCCCCUCAAUCCUACAUUGCUGUUGUCUAGGCACAGAGCAAAAGUGCAUUUAAUUCAAAACCUGUUUCACAAUAGAAAUCUUUUGUAAAAGCCAUGCGCCAGCAUUUUAUCGGUUGGAAAUCUCUACAGGCCCAGACCGCUGAUUCUCCUCAGUGCAGAUCAACUUAGUUACCAAGCCAGAAUAGAAAAAACCCGACCACCUGAGUUAGGGAAGAAAUUGCGGUGUAAUAUUUUAUUGAGGAGAGGAGAAACAGACGUGUCCCUCACAGUUCAGUGCCAACAAGCGUGGAUAAAUGUGGCUCACAGGCCAGGGAUGCCGGGCACACAUCGAGAAGGCCAAACUGCCCCAAAGCAGUUGUCCCCGUAAUAAGCUUGGCCCGCAAGUUGUUCUCCCUGUUAAAAUUUCACCUGGCUGACGCUGCUUUUCUCAGGAUGGAUGCAAGGAAGGUGGAGUCCAAAGGAUUCUGAAAAUAAUAAGUAGAAACUGUGUGAUCUUGAAAAAAAAAACCAAACCCAGGAGCAUAAAUAUCGGAUGCAAAUUUAGUAACCACAAACUUAACAUUACUGUCUUUAGUUUUUUAUUAGGUAUCUGACACUUGAAUUUAGAAAAUACUGUAACUGAUUCUGCAAUUUAACAGUUGGUCUCUUUUUGUAAAUAUUAGCAUCCACGGUGUUUGACUUACCUACUUCGCAAGGCUUUUGGUGACCUGUUCCUUCAAUUCUAACUCACCAGCAUCAAGGUGAUGUUAUCUGUAUAGGUCAAGUGACAGCUUCCAGACGAAGUGGCUGUUGACAGCUGAAUUGUGUUGUACAAGAUCGCUGUAACUUGAUAUGUGUUUUCUCUGAAGUUUUUGUAAAAAAA